CGUUGGCUGGAGUGGGUGAUCCUAGGGUUCGGCUAGGGUUAGCUUUCCUUUUGUAUAUGAGCAGCCGAGUGAGGUGUGAGGGAGAACAACAAAUAUACAGUCAAUAAUAUCAGUAGCUAGAAGAGUGUUCAGAGCUCUUCCGUGGAUUAGUCCUGGAUCAUCCAGGGAUACCACGUAAAUCCGGUGUCAGUUAUUUCAUUGUCAUUUCCGAUUGUUCAACAUGGUAUCAGAGCUUCCGCCACUGAAUUCCGAUCGUCCCUCUGUCCGUCUGACAUCAACAAAUUUCGCGUUAUGGGAGUUUCAAUUCCGAGUGUUCGUGGAAGGUCAUGGUUUGCUGGGUAUUCUUGACGGGACUGUUCCGCAGCCGCGACCAACCCUUCCCGCGUCUGAGAUCGAGCAAUGGAACCAGCGAGAUGCUCGAGUUCGUCACUGGCUGCUCGGAUCAGUCGAUCCCUCCACUUGUUUAAGUCUUCGACCGUUUGCUACCGCGCAUCAGAUGAUGCAACGACUGAAAGCUACUUACUCUACUGUGAACGUUGCUCGGCAGUUCGAGCUGCAAACUGCACUGGCGCGCCUUGAGCAAGGCGACUUGUCCAUCACCGAGUACUUCAACUCAGCCCAGGAAUUGUGGACUGAACAUGAUAUCAUUCAGGCCACGAUUCGACCUCAAGCUGUCACCACAGAUGCCCUGGCCGAGAGACAACAAACCCGGCUGUUCCAGUUCUUGAUGAGGUUGCGGCCCGAGUAUGAAGCUGUGCGCACAACAUUGCUUAAUCAGGCAGAAUUGCAAUUUGAUGGCAUGCUGGGGGUUUUGGUUCGUGAGGAAACGCGGCUACGAACUCAAGCCCAGCUUGAUGUGCGACCAGGAGCAGGGGAGUCAGUUUUUUCGGCUUCUCAAUCCACCGCCUAUGCUGCCGAUCGCCGUCAGUUUCAGCGUCGCACUCCGAUCUCUGAACUAGAGUGUCACCAUUGCCACGAACGUGGCCACCUGAAGAAACACUGCCGUGGAUGGAACUUUUGCGUUUAUUGCAAAAGAACCGGUCAUAUUGUCUUGGAUUGCCGAACUCGGCAGCGCCAUGAAGCGCGCUCACAAGGAGGAAUUAUGGCUGCCUCUUCCCAGCGGCCAGCAUCUGCAUCAGGAACCUUUUCGGGAUCUUCUUCUCGGAUUUAUGAUCGCCAAGCAGCUCCUGCCGUGGACCGACCGCACCAAGCAGCAUAUAUGGCCGAAGCAGCUCCUGCCAUGGACCAUCCGCACCGAGCAGCAUAUGCGGCCGAAGCGAGCAGCAGUGGUGGCGGUGGUGGUCUGUCCGCCCAAGACAUUGAGCACAUGGUAAACGCUGCACUCCAAAGGUCACUGCCGACAGCCAUAAAUGCUGCUUUUGCAACCCUUCAUGGUAACUCAGGUAAGCUGUCUCCUUGGAUCCUUGAUUCCGGCUGUUUCAACCAUAUGACUAGUGAUUCUAGUUGUUUAACGAACGUGCUACCGAUUAAUGAUCUGUCUUUGCGGGUAGCAAAUGGAAAUCAGUUACAAGUUAGUGGUAUGGGUAUGAUGCAUGAUUCUCACCUUGAUUUACCACAUACUCUUCAUGUACCACAACUUGUUCCUAACUUAGUUUCUGUGGGACAACUUACCGAAGCUGGCUGUUCUGUUUUGUUUGCACCGUCCGGUUGUGUUAUCCAGGACCUGGAGACGGGGAGGCAGAUCGGCAGAGGGAGUAAACGGGGGAGGAUCUUUCACUUAGAAGAACUUGGAAAAUCUUCAUCAUCAUUGUCUAUCAGUAAUCAUCGUGAUAGGUCUGUCAGUAGUCCUGCAUCUUUUCCUACAUGUUUUUCGAGUCCGUCUUGUGAUGUUUGGGAUCUUUGGCACAAUCGUUUAGGACAUCCUCAUUCGAGUCGUUUGGCUGUGAUGUUUAGGCAGUCUUUGCUUGGUAAAAAUAAUGCUUGUACCUCUGCGAAACAUUCUUGCACGAGCUGUGUUGAAGCAAAAACCAGUAGUCGGUCAUUUCCUUCUAGUACCACUGUGAUUGAUCAACCUUUUCAUGUUAUUCAUACUGAUCUGUGGGGACCUUCUUCUGUUCUUUCUCGACAUGGCUUUCGUUAUUUUGCCUUGUUUAUUGAUCAUGCUACUCGUUUCACUUGGGUGUAUUUCCUGCGUCAAAAAUCAGAACUUCGAUCGGUCGCUACUGAAUUUCUAAAAAUGAUACAUACUCAAUUCGAUAGACCAGUGAAAAUUGUGCGUUCUGAUCCUGGUGGGGAAUUUAGUUCCUCUCCAUUGUAUGAAGUAUAUCGUUCUCUAGGCAUUCUGACUCAGAAAUCGUGUCCCGGUGUUUCUCAACAAAAUGGUCUGGUUGAACGCAAAAAUCGUCAUGUCCUCGAUCUUACUCGUGCUCUUCUUCUUGCCUCGAAUGUCCCUAGUCGGUUUUGGCCUGAGGCAGUCGCCACUGCGGUUCGUCUUAUCAAUUAUCAAGUUACCCCGGUUUUGAAAAACACCAGCCCUUACUUUGCCUUGUACUCAAAACAUCCUGACUACACUAGUCUUCGUGUUUUUGGCUCGCUUUGCUUUGUUCUUCUUCCGCGGCGAGAGCGUACUAAACUGUCUUCUAAAACUGCUAGGUGUGUCUUUCUUGGGUAUAGUGAUGUGCAUAAAGGCUAUUUAUGUUUUGAUCCUCAAUCUCAGCGUAUGCGCAUUGCUACCACCGUUGUUUUCUUUGAACAUAUCAUGUACUACACCGAUGCUUCUUCCUCGCCUAGUUUUCUGCCGUCUACUUCAUCCUUACCUGGUUUCAGUCAUGAUGAUAUUGAUGGUGUUGAUUUUCUUCCACCGACUCCCCCCGCCACUCCUGACUCCGAUUUGUCUUCCCCGGGUGGCUCUUCGUCUGGUUCUACAUCAUCACCGCCGCCCGAUCUCACGUCCAGCUCUACUGCUUCUGCGUCUCCAUCGUCGCCAGUCUCCGCUUCUCCAUCCAGUUCAUCCUCUGCAGCGCCAAAUACAUCUCAUGGCUUGUCUACAUCACCAGCUCCUUUACCCCGUCGUUCCACCCGUUCCACAAGAGGUAUUCCCCCACCUAAAUUUAACGACUAUGUUGCUCAUGGGGUGGAUGCUUUUCUUGUCCCCACUCGCUACAAGCAAGCUCAAGGAGAUCCGGUUUGGGAUUAUGCGAUGAAGAAAGAGUUGGAUGCCUUACAUGCCAACAAUACCUGGACCUUGGUUCCGCGACCUCCUCCUUCUACCUCUGUUGUUGGUUGUCGUUGGGUGUACACAAUUAAAAUGAAUCCUGAUGGUACGAUUGAGCGUCAUAAGGCUCGUUUGGUUGCUCAGGGGUUUACACAGGAAAUGGGGAUUGACUACAGUGAAACAUUUGCCCCAGUGGCCAAGAUGUCUACUGUUCGCACUUUAUUGGCUGUUGCUUCUCUGCAGAAUUGGCCUCUGUAUCAGUUGGACGUGAAGAAUGCAUUCCUUCAUGGUGAUUUGGAUGAGGUCAUCUAUAUGGAGCGUCCUCCUGGGUACACUCUUGGUACUGCUGAUCAGGUUUGCCGCCUUAAUCGGUCUUUAUAUGGUCUUAAACAGGCACCUCGUGCCUGGUUCGAGAAAUUUCAGGCUACUAUCACUGCACUUGGUUAUCAGCAGAGUUUGAAUGAUCCAUCCCUUUUUACCAAGAAAACCUCGUCCGGUCUGGUUGCUUUGCUGCUUUAUGUUGAUGAUAUGGUUAUCACUGGGUCCGAUCCUGCCGGUAUUCAGAGUUUGAAGGAUGGUCUUAGUGCGGUUUUUAAUCUUAAAGACCUCGGUGAUCUGUCUUAUUUCCUUGGUCUUGAGGUUACUCGUAAUGCCAAGGGGCUUCUCUUGAGUCAGCGGAAAUAUAUAUCCGAUCUACUGUCUGAUCAUCAGUUUCAUGACUGCAAGCCUGUUUCUACACCGAUGGAACCUAAUCUUCAUCUCAGUCGUUCAUCUGGUCCUCCUCUUCCGGAUGCCACUGCUUAUCGGAGUAUUGUUGGGAGUCUGAUAUAUCUUGCUGCGACUCGCCCCGACCUUUCUUAUCCUGUGCAAGUUGUCAGUCAAUUCAUGGCAUCUCCCUGCACUGAUCAUUUAGCGGCCGUUCAUCGUAUCCUUCGCUAUCUUCAAGGCACUCGAGAUGUCGGCAUGUUUUUUCCUUCCUCCGGUGCAUUGGCCCUUCGUGCGUACUCCGACUCCGACUUUGCGGGCUGUGUCGAUACUCGACGAUCUACUACUGGCUGGGCUGUACAAUUUGGUUCUGCUUUUAUCUCCUGGCGAUGUAAGAAGCAAGACAAGGUAUCUAAGUCAUCCACCGAGGCGGAAUACAGGGCCAUGUCUGAUGUCGCUUCUGAACUUGUUUGGUUACGUCGUCUCCUCCGUGAUCUCGGAGUAAUCUGUUCUCUUCCUAUGGAUCUGUUUGUGGAUAACACCAGCGCUAUCCGGAUUGCCGUCAAUCCUGUUCUACAUGAUCGCACCAAGCACAUCGAAAUUCAUGUUCACUACAUCCGCGAUCUUGUUGGGGAGGGCACCAUUACUCUUCACUAUGUCCGCACGGAAGAUCAGAUUGCUGAUGUUUUCACAAAGGCCUUCUCCACCAGUCGUCAUUGGUAUCUCUCGAGCAAAUUGAUGCUUUGUGACCAGCAUCAAUUUGGGGGAGGCUGUUAGCAGGUGUUAAUUAAUGGGUUAAUUAUUGUUGGGUUAGAGGUUAAUUGUUUGUAGUUAUUAGGCCCAUUGAUGUUGCCCAUUUACGUUAGCCCAUGUAACCUUUGCAUGGACACCACGUUGGCUGGAGUGGGUGAUCCUAGGGUUCGGCUAGGGUUAGCUUUCCUUUUGUAUAUGAGCAGCCGAGUGAGGUGUGAGGGAGAACAACAAAUAUACAGUCAAUAAUAUCAGUAGCUAGAAGAGUGUUCAGAGCUCUUCCGUGGAUUAGUCCUGGAUCAUCCAGGGAUACCACGUAAAUCCGGUGUCAGUUAUUUCAUUGUCAUUUCCGAUUGUUCAACAACCACAACAUAAUCGUUCAAGAAAGGAAGACUCAUACACAUAUUAGGCUUAAGUUGAAUCAAAAUUGAGAAGACCCAUAGGAGAAUUCUUUGCUUUUAGAUCCACCGCUCUGCCAGCACAUCCAACGCCGAAUCCCUCUCUCCACCACCACCUGCCUAGCUUCCCUUCCACCUUCGACCCAGACCAAUCGCAUCGCAUCCCACGAUUCACAUCCUUAACCCAAAUAAUGACAUAGGCCAUGAUCCAAAUCCCCAAUCUAAAUCGUGACUGGAGCUCCCAGCCGCGGCGAGAGACAGAACGACGAUGAAUUCUUGCCCAAUGCAUCUUCUCUUCUCCCCAACCCCCACGCAUGCAUUCCAAAUCGAAACCCAGUUUAGAUGAUAGCACUCGCUUCACAGCUCUACUGAACCUCAAUUCUUGCCUCCUUCGACCAACCGCCAUAGCUUUUGAAACCUCUAUCGUCGCAUGUGAAUUCGGUCCCUGUUGCGUACUCCGCCGACAAACCCCUCUUCCUUGCGAUUCGAAAGAAACCCCACUUUCGUAUAUGCUAUGGAAAGCUAAAAUUCUCAAUUUCAUAAUUGUUGUCGACGAGGAGUUGAGGGAUGGAAGGUGGAAGCUAGAAAUUGAGAGAAGGAACAGAGAGGGACAAGAAGAGGUAAUGGAGUCAUCUGUGAGAGAGGAGCAAAGGAAGAAAGAGACAGGGGCAGCGUGGGAAGAGAAAGUAAGCAGAAUGCGUACAAUAACUUAUUUUGGGUCGUUUGGAUGGAGUAUUUGGGUUCAAAUAACUCACAAUGAGUUAUUUGGGCGCAAAUAACUCGUUUAGCAGCGUUUUACUAAAAUGAGUUAUUUGGACAGUGAGUUAUUUACAAAUAACUCAAAACGAGUUAUUUGAAAUAAUUCGUUUUAUCACUCUGCUUUUACCAAAUACCAAUGUCAAAUACCACAUUUGCAUGGUUCAACCAAACGAGAUACUUUAUUUCAAUUACCACUGAAAUAACACUGAAAUACCACAUGAACAAUAAAUGAGUUAUUUGACUCUACAAAUACCACAUUGACAAUGAACCCAUCCAAACGACCUUUGCGUUAUUUCAAAAUAACUCAUCUUUAAAUAAUCCAUUCCACCAAUUCAAAUCCAAAUGAGUUAUUUUGGUCCAAAUAACUCGUUGUGAGUUAUUUGGGUCAAAAUAACUCAUCCAAAUCAUCCAUCCAAACGACCCCUCAAAAUUGAUUAUGUGGUAUUUGUGAGUUAUUUCAUAAUAACUGCCCCACAUGUGGUAUUCUCAAUAACUCAUUAUUGAGUUAUUCUUAGAAUAAUUCGAUACAAAUAACUCAUCACAACCUGUUGCACACAAAUUUUUAGUUAUUUGGUAUCAAAUAACUCAUAAUAAUAACCAUACCAAAUAACUCAUAAUAAUAACCCGUCCAAAUGACCUAAGUAUAUAUGAGUUGUGUAUCCGAUUGUAGCGAAUUUUUUUUAUUCUGCAUAACUUUUCGAGAUCUUGCAAGAUAGGCACCAAAGUCAAGGGAUUUAUCAACAUAACUUUUCGGGCGUACUAAAAGUUGCAAGAUCUCGAAAAUUUUUGCGGAAUCAAAAUUUUUUCGCUAC
Linum trigynum is the source of this 6599-nucleotide messenger RNA. NCBI's taxonomy places the organism in Eukaryota, Viridiplantae, Streptophyta, Magnoliopsida, Malpighiales, Linaceae. The record is from the annotation of a GenBank genome assembly.